Cyphomyrmex costatus is the source of this 1851-nucleotide messenger RNA. RefSeq names its product adenosine 3'-phospho 5'-phosphosulfate transporter 1. Bases 489 to 1823 code for a protein of 444 amino acids. Lineage: Eukaryota; Metazoa; Arthropoda; Insecta; Hymenoptera; Formicidae. The record is from RefSeq and is a predicted model, not a curated record. Gene Ontology annotation, cellular component: Golgi membrane; endoplasmic reticulum membrane. The transcript is spliced from 8 exons. Gene Ontology annotation, molecular function: 3'-phosphoadenosine 5'-phosphosulfate transmembrane transporter activity. Gene Ontology annotation, biological process: 3'-phosphoadenosine 5'-phosphosulfate transport; transmembrane transport.
UUUGCUCAGGACCGAGCGUUUUUAAUAGCAUCUUGUCCUCGCCUGUGUCAAAACUCUUCAUACGAAAUACCUGGUUAAUCAAUACGAAUACAAUAAUCACUUGCGACGCUACAGUAUGAUCAAUGUAGAUUAGGCUUUAUAAAGUCUGUGUUUCCUUCCAUAUUUCCUACCUCCAAUACCAAUAUUUCCAUGGCCAUAGUCUUUCAUCUGUGUAGGGGAAAUGGACUGAAAUGGACAUAAUAAAGUGCGUACUUUGUACUUUCCAACGUUACGGGCGUACUCGUGGUGUGGUAAAAAUGAAUUAGAGUGGAGCGUGGAGUUAACAUUAAUUACAGUUUCUAAUAGUAACUGUUUGUAGCAUGUAACAAUGUACGGCGAGUGGAGACUUCUCUAAGCCCCGCAUACUUGUGAGAUAGGCGUGGAGACGUUUGUGACGUUGGUUAUGGGAUAAUUGAUACCAUCACCGAAGUUUCUCACUCGUGAGGAGUAUGGGGAACUUUGUGAGUGACAUCGUGAUAUGCGUGUUGCUACUAUUUUCAGUCAGCGUCAUAUUUGGAACCAGUGAGAUUAUCAAAUUGAUUAUAAACAAUGGAGAGGAUAUUUUUAAAACGUCUACAUAUAAUUGGGUUAUUCGAUUAUGUUUGAAUUUAUUGGGAUAUGCCACUGUGUUAUUGCCAGGUUGUCUUAUAUACAAAUAUGUACGCUAUAUAAAGUACAUUCAGAGAGGUGGGAAAGGUUGUAUUCCCAAACUGGUGCAUUCAUGCUUUGUGGGACACUGUGAGACAGGGUUCUUGGAUUCACCAACUUAUGUUCCUAGUGCUUCCACUCACAUUCAGCGUACUUUUGCUCAAGAUGCUCUACUUUUGAUAUAUUGUUUCCUUGGAUUACAAAUUAGUUAUUUAACUUGGGGCUAUCUACAGGAAAAGAUAAUGACGCAGGAAUACGAAGAUGCUUCUGGCAGUAAAGCACAGUUUCAAGAUUCGCAAUUUCUAGUAUUUGUAAAUCGCAUUCUUGCUUUUCUGAUGUCCGGAUUAUACUUACUUAUUCAACGUCAACCACAACAUAAGACACCAUUGUAUAAGUAUGCAUUUUGUUCUCUAUCAAAUAUCAUGAGCAGUUGGUGUCAAUACGAAGCUCUAAAAUACGUCAGUUUUCCAUCACAGGUUCUAGCUAAAGCCUCUAAAAUUAUUCCGGUUAUGGUAAUGGGAAAAAUAGUUUCGCAUACGACAUACGAAUAUUAUGAAUAUGUUACUGCGAUUCUUAUUUCUAUCGGAAUGACGCUCUUUAUGCUGGACAGUUCUGAUCAUAAUAAAAACAAUGGAGCAACAACACUCUCUGGUGUUAUUUUAUUGGGAGGUUACUUAUUAUUAGAUAGUUUCACAAGUACCUGGCAAAAUGCACUGUUUAUAGAUUAUGGAGUAACUAGCGUACAAAUGAUGUGUGCAGUUAACAUGUUCUCCUGUUUGCUAACUGCGAUGUCUCUGUUCCAACAAUCGAGCUUUCCGCUAAUCUUUUCUUUCAUGACGACGUAUCCCAGGUUUAUAAUCGACUGUUUGCUGAUUUCCAUUUGUUCUGCAAGUGGCCAAUUGUAUAUUUUUUACACCAUUUCGAAAUUUGGAUCCAUUACAUUCGUCAUAAUGAUGACCAUUCGUCAGGGCUUGGCGAUAUUGUUGUCAUGUUUAAUUUAUCAUCACGAGAUUACUGUAGUUGGAGUAUUUGGUAUACUGUUGGUAUUUGGUUCAGUAUUUUUACGAAUUUAUUGUAACAAUCGAUUACGCAUAAUCAGAAGACGCAGAGCCACGGCAAACAGUAUAAAACAUUAAAAAUUGUAUUAAUUAGACAAAAUUACAA